ACCACUUGCUUUGGCAUUAGUCACAUAUUCCUGCAAGUGCAAACUGCGUUUAUCUUGAAAACGCAAGAUGCCCAAGCAAAGACCCAACCCUUCACUGGAAGUAAAUAAGAAAAAGUUAGGCCGCCAGCGUCAGCGCCAACCAAAAAAGAAAAGAAUUGCAGCAAUGCGAAAUACAGUCAAAUUGUAUGAACCGGUUCAGGUUCCGCCCGAGUGCGCUUGGCGAAUGGCACUGGUUCAGAUAUCAGGUGCAACAAUGCAACCGAAAAAGUCGAGACGACGUCGUAAAUAUCUGAACACCAAGAAUCAGGUGCAGUUAGUAGAUCAAUCAGCUGUUGAGGAUACACUAGCAGAUUUCGAAGACUGGCCAACCGAUGACUUGGGUGUAUGCCAACAACCUGCAUCUUUGGAAACGGUUGAGCAAAAAAUUACAGAACUCCAACUAAAUAACCCGAAAGCCAGCCAAUUGAAGGGUGUAAACACGAAGAAGGCGAAUAAACAGCGUCAAAAGCAGCGGAAAAAUAACAGAACCAAUAAAGCAAUUCAGCAAGCUCAGCUACAGAUCCUUCUGGAACAUGAAUUGCUCGGACAAACUUCUACUUAUGGUGCUCUGGUGAAUAAUUCAAACACAUCACAAACAUCCAACAUAUCAAGACCAAAAGACUUUGCAUUAAUGCCGCCUGAAUUGCAAGAAGACCCAAAUAUGUGGAAAUAUUGGAAAAAACGGCUGUACCUUUUCUCCAGGUAUCCUGAGGGAAUCAAACUGGACAAAGAGAGCUGGUACAGCGUAACGCCGGAACCUAUUGCAAGGAUGAUUGCUGAACGGCGCCAUUACGAUUGCAUUAUGGACGCAUUUUGUGGCGCUGGCGGAAACACUAUACAAUUCGCAAAAACGUGUGGACAAAAAGUUCUAGCCAUUGACAUAGACCCGAACAAGAUAGAAUUGGCUCGCCACAAUUCCAGGGUAUAUGGCGUGGAGGACCGAAUUCAGUUCUUCGUGGGAGAUUUUUUUGAAUUGGCAAAAAUGGCGCCUCAUUUCCUGAAAGCCAACAUGAUCUUUUUAAGCCCACCGUGGGGUGGUCCCAACUAUGUGAAGGAUGGACUCUUUGACAUAGAGACGCUAGAACCACGUCCUGCAUCGGAGCUGGUGAGAGAAGCUCGAAAAAUCAGCUCUUCGGUCACUUUGUACCUGCCCCGAAAUUCUAACAGAGACCAGAUCCAAUCGCUUGCGGAUGAAAACGAUAUUGUGGAAAUAAAGGAAAUGAUGGGUGGAUCUAAAGGACAGGGAAAAAGUUUCCAGGCUUUAGUCGUGUAUUACACGUUUUGUGAUUAUUCAAUACCUACUCCUGCAGAUGGCAGUUUAGUUUUUGUGACAAAUCCAUGCCAAAGCAAAAUCUCCUCUUCAAAAUUAGGAGAUUAAGAUUAUAUCCAUAAUAUAUCACUAAAUUAUCUCUUAACACAAGAGUAAUAACUUCUACUCGUAGUUCAGCAGGGCCGGCCGUAUUAUAUAGGUAACAGCUUGUUAUUAUCAUUAAUUAUUAUUGUAUAAGAAAAAAAACGGGAUAAUGUUAGAAGUAGGGAACAAAUCAUUUUAUUUUUAUUGAAUAUUUUUGAUUUGUUCUUUUUCCAAGUAGUCACACUACUAUAUAUAAAUUACUUAAUAUAAAUUGAAAUAGAUAUCAUAGACGAAAGUGGGCCUUGCCGUUUUUUCUUUCGUGUAUGAUAUCUAUUUCAAUUUGGGAUAAUGUUAGGUUAAGGACUAGCUCAUUCAUCUUAAGUAUAAUUAGUAGGUAAUGAGUAUAAAUAUAAUGAAACAAUUUGUAAUUAAUAAUGAAUAAUAUAUACAACACAUUCUAUUUUAUUUUUAUAUUUUUGUAAUAUUUGCACAUUUAUAAACGACAUUAAAGACUAUUUAUGUAUAAAGUGUACCUAUUAUUUCGAUUUUCUUGAGCCCAUUUACACAGUGUGAGAACUCUCAUACGAGUUUCAAUACAUUGCUGUAUUUUAUUGGUACGUUUAAAUUAUGAUAAAUCUAAACUCAACAUUCCGCAAUGUAACAUAAUAGAAUCGCUUGCAAGUUCGCACACUGUGUUAACGGGUUCUAAAUUUAUGAAAUGGCAAUGGAUAAGAGUUUUGAAUGAUUCACGGUUAUUUUCAUUAGACUUAUAUUGACCGGGAUAUAGACCGUGAUUACCUUUUUGAUUUUUGUCGAGCUCCCGGUAUCCCGGUCAAUAUAAGUCUAAUGGCAAUGGAUAAGUAAUAAUGUUAUAAGAAACGGCUUAAAAAAAAUCACAUAUAUUACUUUAAGCAAAGUAAUAUAUGUGGCUUUACGUUACCUUUUUAAAAUAGAUCUCACGUGUGGCUUGUUCACCCUGUAUAUUGCAAUUGCAAUAUUUUCAAUGCAAUGGAGCAGAGGCACGUUCA
Leguminivora glycinivorella is the source of this 2421-nucleotide messenger RNA. Its product is annotated as trimethylguanosine synthase-like. The transcript is spliced from 10 exons. The record is from RefSeq and is a predicted model, not a curated record. Gene Ontology annotation, biological process: 7-methylguanosine RNA capping; 7-methylguanosine cap hypermethylation. The coding region runs from base 68 to 1417 and encodes 449 amino acids. Lineage: Eukaryota; Metazoa; Arthropoda; Insecta; Lepidoptera; Tortricidae. Gene Ontology annotation, molecular function: RNA cap trimethylguanosine synthase activity. Gene Ontology annotation, cellular component: nucleus.